Molecule: messenger RNA, 1230 nt
Organism: Coffea eugenioides
Lineage: Eukaryota; Viridiplantae; Streptophyta; Magnoliopsida; Gentianales; Rubiaceae
Product: leucine-rich repeat extensin-like protein 3
Exons: 1
Coding region: 258-830 (190 amino acids)
Source: RefSeq, a predicted model, not a curated record
GCCCUCACUUCACUCCUGGAUCCCUUUUAAGUUUUAACACACCCACACACACUCUACACUGCACUACUCUGUCCUUCUUGUCCUCCACUCUUCACUCUCUCCACUGUUACUUGAGUACUUUCUCUCUGCUGCCUUCCUUUCUUUUCCAUCUCUCAGUCUCUUGAAUCGUCCUCAAAAUUCCAUCUGCGGUGCAGCAUUCAAAUUAUUGAUUCAUCAGAAGUACUCAGUUCUUUUGCCUAGCGAAGAGAAUUCAAGAAAUGGGGCGUACACGAGAAAUACUACUGAGAUCCUCAAUUUUCACUCUUUUCAUGAUAGCAUUGACGUCAAAACAAGAAUUUUUAGUCAGUGCAAAUGCUACCACCACCGCUGCUACAUGGGUUGGAUCGAAGUAUCAAAUUGAAUGCACAAUGUGUUCAGCUUGUGACAACCCAUGCAGCACCCCAUCACCACCACCGCCCUCUCCUCCACCACCCUCACCGCCGCCGCCACCAUCAUCAUCAUCAUCUUCCAGCUCAAACUGCCCUCCACCACCUUCUCCUCCCAGCUCAGGCAGCACCUACUACUCUCCACCACCACCAUCACCUUCUCAGUCUGGCUACCCAUACUCGUCCCCACCUCCUCCCAGCGGCAUAAUUGGAAGCUACUAUCCACCACCUUACAGAACAUAUCCCUCAGGGCCAACACCACCUCCUCCGAAUCCUAUUGUACCUUACUUUCCAUUUUACUACUACAGCCCUCCGCCACCUUCCAAAUCAGCAGCCGCACUGAACUUGAGAAUUUCAGUAUCCUUCUUCAUCACCGUUUGCUUUUCUGUUCUCAUAGCUGUCUGAGUGAAGUAACUUUUGUCAGAUUCACAGAUCUACUGGCUUGCAGAGCUGAGAGGAAGAGAAGAGGUUUCUGAUCCUGAUCAAGAGCUGAUGGAUGAAAAUUACGAAUUCGAGAAAUCGACAAUUAUAUGUUUUGGUCGUCAGUGGCUAUAGACGAAAAAGUGAGGAACUUCUCUAUCAGGUGAAAAUGAAAUGGAAAGGGACCAUGAAUGCGAGGAAUCAAAUUAAAGAAACCUCAACUGCCUCUGAUCUCAGCUCUUGUGGAGUAGUCUGUAAAUUUCUUGACAGUAGUUUCUCUUCACCGCAUUUGAUUUUAUUGUUGUAGGAUGUAACAAAAAAAUUACUCAAUUUUGUACUUCUUCUAUGGAAACUGUCAAUUAAUAAUUCUAUCUUAUACUAUCCA